GGACAGACUGCACUGGGGAGGAGUCUGAUAUUCAGGAGCAGGACAGACUGAAGGACAAACACUCAGACGAGACACAGAACAUACACCACCAGUCCAACAAUAACGACCAGAAACCAGAAAAACAUCCCAUCAUCUGAUCUGAUCAUCUCUCACGACGAACGAGUGAGUGAAGGGAAUGGCUGCGUCUGCGUCGUCUGCGGUGGCUCGCCGCGUCCUCGCCGCUGCAUCGCACGGAGGCCACGAGGGAGGAGUUAAGACGUGGAGGAUCCUGACGUUCGUGCUGGCGUUACCGGGCGUGGCCGUGUGCAUGGCGAACGCUUACCUGAAGCAGCAGGCUCAUUCCCACGAGCCGCCCAACUUCGUUCCAUAUCCUCACCUGCGCAUUCGCACCAAGCCGUGGCCGUGGGGUGACGGAAACCACUCGCUGUUCCACAACCCUCACACCAACCCUCUGCCCACCGGCUACGAGGACUCGCACCACCACCACUGAGCGACAGUGCCACCCGGAGCCCGCGUGCGGAACGCCGCAACCUAAAACUACUACAUCCUUUAAAAAAAAAAAAAAAAAAAGUUUAACCCUGACUGAAAUAAAAAACAUAACAACAUUAAA
Messenger RNA from Pangasianodon hypophthalmus (striped catfish), 610 nucleotides. RefSeq names its product cytochrome c oxidase subunit 6A, mitochondrial. The transcript has 4 exons. Gene Ontology annotation, cellular component: mitochondrial inner membrane. Gene Ontology annotation, biological process: mitochondrial electron transport, cytochrome c to oxygen. Gene Ontology annotation, molecular function: enzyme regulator activity. Bases 176 to 490 code for a protein of 104 amino acids. The record is from RefSeq and is a predicted model, not a curated record. NCBI's taxonomy places the organism in Eukaryota, Metazoa, Chordata, Actinopteri, Siluriformes, Pangasiidae.